GCUUGGAAAAAGUUUCUGUUCCUGAAAGUUGGUCACAUCUACUUCGCUUGUUUACUUAAAAACAGCAGAACUACACGCCCACAAAACAAGCACGACCCUCAGCAGCAGCAGCAGCAGCAGCACCAUGCUGGGCAAGUUUGGCAUGAACGAGCUGGACAAGUUGACGCUCAGGAGGAAUUCUGUCCAGCUCUGUAAAGAGAUGGUGGUGAACGAGCUGCUCGUUCAUUGUUUACAGCAGCGGGACACCCUCACCGAGAACAUGGCCGAAAGCAUCCUGGUGGAGUCCACGUCCGAGAAGCGGAGCAGCCGCCUGCUGUUUCUCCUCCCCAAGCGUGGCCCCCAGGCCUUCGGCGCUUUCUGCGAGGCCCUCCAGGAGACGGAACAGAAGCACCUCUACGACCAGCUCGUUCUCUUCAGAGAGCACGAGAGGCUGCGUACACACAGCGAGGGCGACGUCUCGUUCACACGGGACAGCUCACCCGCUAAGAUCAAGAGAACCCAGGAGAGGUUUCCAGACCCGGCGCUUCCUCUUUCGACUCAGGAGAAUGCCAUGCUUGCCAAAAGAUCUCGCACCCAGGAGUCGAUGGAGAUGUGCUUGGACGCGGACAGUCCGGUGACCACUGCGGUGCUUCCCUGCACAGAGGACUUCUACCUGUCUCACCUUGCACAGGCGUACCCGAUGAGCUCCAGUCCCCGCGGCCUGGCGCUGGUGCUGAGUAACGUCCACUUCGACCCCGAGCUGACGGAGCUGGACACGCGGAGGGGGGGCGAGGUGGACGAGGAGGUGCUGAGGAGACUCUUCACAGAGCUGGACUUCACGGUUUCUCUGCACAAGGACCUCUCUGCACAGGCCAUGAGGACGUGUAUAGAGCAGUUCGUCCAGCGGUCAGAGCACGCCGGGUUCGACUGCUGCGCCGUGAGUUUGCUCUCUCAUGGAGUGGAGGGUUCCAUCUACGGUGUGGACGGAAAUCUGCUGGAGUUGGAGUGGGUGUUCGAGAUGUUCGAUAACUCCCGCUGCGCCCUGCUCCAGAACAAGCCCAAGAUGUUCUUCGUCCAGGCCUGUAGAGGAGAGGACAUGGACUGCGGCGUGGACCAGCUGGACGGCGACGACGUGACGCAGGGGGACGCCGGGAGAGAGGACAACGGCCAGAUACAGAACAGAGCCAGCGAGGAGGGAGAGCGGCUGAUGGUGAAGCUGCCCCAGAGAUCCGACAUGAUCUGCGGAUUCGCCACGCUCAAAGGUUUCAGCACCGCCGCCAUGAGGAACACAAAGAAAGGUUCCUGGUUCAUCCAGGAGCUCAACACAGCCAUGAGACAGAGAGCCAGAGACACACACCUGUCGGACAUCCUCGUCCAGGUGAACAGCCGGAUCAAGGAGAGAGAGGGCCACGCCCCGGGCUCGGCCCACCACCGCUGUAAGGAGAUGUCCGAGUUCACCAGCUCGCUCUGUAAAGAUUUCUACCUCUUCCCCAAGUACUCGCCCAAUAACUGAACACACACACACACACACACACACACACACGCCAAGCUGUAAAUAUUAUUAUUCCUACCUGAUUGUUUGUUUCUGUCACAUGGGCCAAUUAUUUUCCACUUUUAUAACCCAAAGUAUUUUUUAACACGCGUCUUAUACCUGAAUAUCAUUACUUAUUUUAUAUAUCUAUGUAUUAAAUAUAUAUAUAUACGUUUAUUAUAUAUGUUUGUCAGCUUACGCCAAAAUAACAAACACAGUAUAUAUCUUUAAUGCUUCUUUAAUCUACUGUCAUCUACUUUUAUUCCACGUGUCUGUUUUGCCUCUUAAAACUGUAUUUUUGUGGGUUUUAUAGGAACGUUGAACCUCUUGUGUAGCUUUUAUCUUUUGUAGUAGAUUUUUAUUUUUGUUUUUAACCUAAUUCUUCUCCGUUUCCAUCCACAACAUUCCACACGGGGGGGUGAAAGCGAUUUCUGUUAGUCGUUCUGUUCAAUGAUUCUAAAAUACUGACCCUGGACGGUAGAGGAAUACCCAGUGUGUGCCGGGGAAGGCGAUAACGGGAGCGUAAGAAAUCCCACAUCAAAUGGGGCCCGGGUGGCUGUGCUACCAGGGUGUGAUUACUUACGACCGCUGCAGUUACGACCUCUGCUGGCGGAUCGAUGGUGCUGCACUCUCUGUGCGCGAUACGUACCUCCAGACGAUGGUGAUUGUUGUUACUGCACAUGUGACAAAGGGGCGUGUGUUAGUCUGGAGUAGAGGUCUGCAGCAGAAAUAAGAUCGGGGCAUUGGAUACGACUAAAUCCGACCAAUUCUAAAAUAUUGUGUGUGCCGGGGACGGCAAAAUAACCAGGGCGGUCAUAAUGGGAGCGUAAGAAACCCCAAAUCGAAUAGACGGGCGCCUACACUGAGGGUGGGAUUACUAUCGGGAUUACUUAUGACUGCUGCAGUUACGACCUCUGCUGGCUGGUCGAUGGUGCUGCACUCUCUGUGUGCGCGAUACGUACCUCCAAACGAUGGUGAUAAGCAGUCGGUACUGAGGUGGAAAUACGAUCUGGGAAUUGGAUAUGACUAAAUUGGGAGGACAAUCAGUUGAAUUAGGGAUUCAUAGCUGUUUGUCUAUUGCAAAAAGCACAAACUGGAACUGUGCUGUUGAUUUAACUGCCGCUCCUUUUUAGGUUCGAGUCUCGGUGCUAUCAGCCGGUCGGGCAUCUGCACAGACUUGAUCGGCUAGUGUUCUAAGGUGGGGUGGCCGAACAGCGUAGUCUUUUAGGGCAUCCGGUGUAAAAGCAGGUAUAUGUGCAGGAAAAUAUGAGUUGGCUUUAGUCCCCACAGUACUUGUACUAAAUCCUGAGUCAGUAAAAAUCACGCUGGUUUAGUCGCCCUACUAGUUAAUCUGUAGUAAACAUUUUAUUUUAUUAUUAUUUGUUAUUAUUUACUAUGUUAAGGUGCGCACUGUGCUUUUAAUUCCUGCAGAUCUUGCCAAUACGUGUGUUUGCGCUCCUUCCAUCCAUUCCACAGUUAAUGCAGUGCUUGCACUUCCACUCUGUCUCCUCUAGGUGGCAGUAAAGUAUCAGAGGUGGCGCUCACGUCCCUGUAUCACUAUUAAACGUUUAAAAUAAGUUGUUUGGUCAGUACAGGGCUGAUUCUAUAGUCUGUAGGUUCCCUCUUACUCAGUUUGUUUAUGCAUUUUUCUCACAAUUUAGUCAUAUCCGAUUACCCGAGUGUGUUUCACGCGAUCCUUCCGAGACGUGUGCAGUCUGGACCGCUCCUUUUCACCUGCACCGGGCGAUCCGUAUCCGGCGCUCCCACCCUGGGUAGAUCCGAUCGUUACCCGUAUAAGCACCCGAGAUUUAAUGCACCGGUCAUUUGCACUUUUCUGGCAUUACUAGCAGACUUGACCCGACCAUAACUAAAUUUUACAGUACUGUACAGUAAGAUUUACGGUAUUGUGACAGUGACAACCUGGCAGUGGUGGGGCUGGAACCAGCGACCUUUCGAUUACUAGUCCAGUACCUUCACCACUAGGUUACACACACUUUUGUUUCCUUAUAUAUCGCAUACAGCAGCUCGGCUCUUGUAUGGCAGCUGUAGCCUAGUGGUUGAGGUACUGGACUAGUAAUCAGAAGGUCGCUGGUUCAAGCCCCACAUCUGCCAGGUGGCCACUGUUGGGCCCUUGAGCAAGGCCCUAAACCCUCAAUCGCUUAAACUGUAUACUGUCACUGUACUGUAAGUCGCUUUGGAUAAAUGUCGAAUAUGUAAUAUACCUGCAGCGGAAGACAAAUUGACUACGAUAAAAAUUGGGAGAAAAUAGAAGAAAAUGCAUCAAUAAAUAGUCAAAAAUCUAGAUCUAGAUGUGUGAUUGACCCUAAACACGAGGACGUCCUGUUCCACCGUGUGCCAAACGUGGUCACUACCACGAUCUGAUAAACGUGCUUCCUUUUACAGCUUAAUAAUAAUAAUAAAUGAUGUUCCAAUGAAGUUGCACAUUCUCAAUAAGAGUAACGUUUCAUUCCAUGUCUUUUAUUCCAUUUUGUGCCAAAUAAACCAACCUGGUGCCCAAAAGCAUCUGUGUUAAUAAAGGAAAUGAUUAUCUAUAUCCGUAUGUGUUAGUGUUAGUGUCGUCCUUACCCUUAGCCUAGUGGGUGGAGCUUUGGGCUGUCAAUCAGAAGAUUGUCGGUUCAAAUCCAGGCUCGAGCAAGGCUUUUAACCCCGUCUGCUUCCAAAACGAGCUGGGAUACACGCCGUAUUUCCUCUUACACCCCCGUCUGAGACCCCCUGACACGGGUUAUGACUUUAUUCUUACACGUUUAGCCAGAACGACCAAAGGUUUGUGUUUUUGCUGAUGGUAAAAAAAAAUCAGCUCCAUAUAGAAGCACUUUGUAGUUCUACAAUUACUGACUGUAGUCCAUCUGUUUCACCCUGUUCUUCAAUGGUCAGGACCCCCACAGAGCAGGUAUUAUUUAGGUGGUGGAUCAUUCUCAGCACUGUUAGUCUCACUGUGUUAGUGUGUGUUGUGCUGGUACGAGUGGAUCAGACACAGCGGCGCUGCUGGAGUUUUUAAACACCGUGUCCACUCACUGUCCACUCUAUUAGACGCUCCUACCUAGUCGGUCCACCUUGUAGAUGUAAAGUCAGAGACGAUCGCUCAUCUAUUGCUGCUGUUUGAGUCGGUCAUCUUCUAGACCUUCAUCAGUGGUCACAGGACGCCGCCCACGGUGCGCUGUCGGCUGGAUAUUUCUGGUUGGUGGACUAUUCUCAGUCCAGCAGUGACAGCGCUGCUGUGUCUGAUCCACUCAUACCAGCACAACACACACUAACACACCACCACCAUGUCAGUGUCAGUGCAGUGCUGAGAAUCAUCCACCACCUAAAUAAUACCUGCUCUGUGGUGGUCCUGUGAGACUACAGUCAGUAAUUGUAGAACUACAAAGUGCUUCUAUAUGGUAAGUGGAGCUGAUAACAUGGACAGUGAGUGUAGAAACAAGUAGGUGGUUUUAAUGUUAUGGCUGAUCGGUGUAUUUCUGGUGAACUGAUGGUAGGAGCUUCAUCACCUGGAUCUGCAGCUUUCUUGUUGACUUUUGCACUUUUGUGAUGCGCAGUAGAUUUAAUGGUCAGUACUUUGCACUCCUUCGUAUAAAAGUAAACAGCCGGGCUACUAAUAGAGAUGCUGAUAAUCUAUAAUCGAUAAAUAAACUCCCCUGGACGAAGUACUGGAUCAGAUAACAGUGCAUGUAAACUCUUCACAUUGUGCAGCUAUUCACAACCUCCUUUUAUUUUAUAUAUUUUUUAUUGGUGAUUUUUUUUAUUGUACAAUUUGAAAAAAAUCUGACUUGUGAAUAAAACUGCACGACUGCAGGACCACACCCAUCUUAUUUCUGCUCUCUGAUGAUCCACCGAGUGGUGAAAGUCUCGUGUUCUUUUAUGGAAUUAAAUGAAACGAUCAGCCGGGAUGAAUUAAUGAGUAUUUAAAGUUGAUUGGCUUGAUUCACUGCCGUUAUAUUUCAUAUAAUAAUUUUAUAUAUAUAUAACAAGCUCUGUAUGGUGCUGUCGUCCAAUGAUAUCUGAUAUUUUUGUAAACGAAAACUGUCUGAAUAAAAAGUGUUUUGUUUUAAA
Messenger RNA from Trichomycterus rosablanca, 5581 nucleotides. It is a transcript of the gene casp2, whose product is annotated as caspase 2, apoptosis-related cysteine peptidase. Gene Ontology annotation, biological process: regulation of apoptotic process; proteolysis. The transcript is spliced from 12 exons. The record is from RefSeq and is a predicted model, not a curated record. The coding region runs from base 125 to 1492 and encodes 455 amino acids. Lineage: Eukaryota; Metazoa; Chordata; Actinopteri; Siluriformes; Trichomycteridae. Gene Ontology annotation, molecular function: cysteine-type endopeptidase activity.